AUGCCGUCCAGCCAGCAACCAGCUUGGUUGAAAACUCUGAUUGCAGAUCAGGGGCCUCCGCCCAAUUUAUUUGCGUGGACGCCUGAAAAUCUCGAUCUGGGUGCAAAGCAUAACACCCCAGCUAUUAGCCCUACCGGCGGCAGAAAUGACCUGGAUCGACGGGUAUUCAUCCUCGGCGUCGGCAACAUUGGAAGGCUUUAUGCAAGUUGCCUGGCAAGGCAACCUAGGCCUCCACCCAUCACCCUCGUGGUGCACAGGAAAGAGCUUCUGACGCAAUGGGUUCAGGGCGAUGGUGUCGAGCUCACUCGUGAUAGCGUGGCUAUUAAGAACAAGGAUUUCGAUAUUGAGUGGUGGACUCGAACUGCCCCGGACCAUGGCCCUGUACGGGAGGUGGCGGAUGGUAAAAAACUGCGCAACCUCUUCAUAUCAACCAAGGCAUCGGCCGCCAUGCCAGAAGCAGAUCGACUCCGAGGGUACCUGGACAGGCACAGCACCGUUGUGUUUGCCCAGAAUGGCAUGUCCAAGCUCUGGCCGCCGCACGGCCAGGAAUAUAUUGCCCAUCGAUAUGAGGCAGGCAACGCGCCCAGUUUUCUUGCUUGUAUUGUUAAUCACGGUGUGCUGUCUGUAGGACCCUUCAAGAGCGUACACACGGCUCUGGCGGACGCGUCCAUUGGCCCGGUACUCGUUAACCCACAUCCUCCCCCCAGCGUUGAAUUUUUCAUGACGCAAGUCGCUACUGCGCCCCUUCUGAACUCCAAGUCUGUCUCUGCGGGCGAGCUCUGGCUACUGCAGCUAGAAAAGCUUGUGAUGAAUGCCAUUAUCAACCCCCUAACGGCGUUGUUACGCUGCAAAAACGGCGAACUCUUCGCUGGUGGCGAGCUGAAUAACCCCCUCGGGCAGGUCCUGGACAAGCUACUAGCGGAGACGAGUGCGGUCAUCCACGCCCUCGUAAAUCAUGAAAGUAGUGCUGAUAUUCUCGCCUCAUAUAUGGAUCAAAAUCAACCGUCUAAAUCAGACAUCCCCACUGAGAACAUUCACGAGCUGCAGAAGGGGCUGGCAGAGCGGUUUUCUCUACCAUAUUUGAAGAAGAAGCUAUAUAGAUUUGGUGUUCAAGUUGGCGAAAACCGCAGCUCUAUGCUUCAGGAUGUUGAAGCUGGAAAACCAACAGAGAUUAGAGAUUUCAACGGUUGGUUAGUAGACAUGGCGGCAUUUCUUGAUCAGCGACUGGAUGUGUCAACUCACCGUGCUCUUAUAGAGCUCGUGGAGGGCAAUGUAAUUUUGAAUCAGGCCGAACUUGCGAAUAGACUUCUCUAG
This is a messenger RNA of Metarhizium brunneum ARSEF 3297, 1314 nucleotides long. RefSeq names its product Ketoisovalerate reductase BEA2 (gene BEA2). The record is from RefSeq and is a predicted model, not a curated record. Gene Ontology annotation, molecular function: 2-dehydropantoate 2-reductase activity; NADP binding. Gene Ontology annotation, cellular component: cytoplasm; mitochondrion. Lineage: Eukaryota; Fungi; Ascomycota; Sordariomycetes; Hypocreales; Clavicipitaceae.